AUGGCCGGCUUGCAAGGUGUCGACAUCCUCCAGGCCCAUGUCAACUACAACGAUAAGGACACGCUCAUGAUUCUAGAUGCCGCCUGCAAGGUCCUCGGGCGGACGCUCGAUGAUCUCCUGUAUCAAGUCGGCAUUGCUUUCCUUGACCUCACAGAAGAGCGAUCCUAUGACAAGUUACUCCUUGCCAUGGGCAGCACCUUCCACGAGUUCAUGGAGAAUCUCGACAACCUCCACCAGUUUCUGAGCCUUAUUUACCCGGAGGUGGCCCAGCGAUACUACAGCAUGGAGAUUGAAAUGACCUACCUGGAACGCAAAGCUCAAGGAGCCCAUCAUGACGUCUUUUUCAUCCAACUCCCCUUCCACUAUCGGGCUCGACGUCGCCAAACACUUGAGGCCAUCGGCCCCAUGGGCAGUGUCUCCGGUCUGACUACGGCCCAAGUAGAUGAGCUCUUUCCUUGGCACAUUGAAUUUGAUGAGACCCUUGCCAUCCGUAGCCUUGGCACCGCCCUGCACCGCCUCAUUCCCAACUUCCACGAGGGCAUGUCCUUGAACAAGCUGGUUCGUGUCAUACGCCCAGUCCUGACCAAGCUUUCCUUUGACAGCAUCUGCAAGCACAACAACGUUUGCUACCUCAUGGAGAUUCGCAACACGGACACAGAGGAGCCGACCCUUUCGCAAUCCAACCUCAGACCUGCCAUGAACACGGCCAUGAUGCCGACUCACGCAGGCCCAAUUUCCAUGCCUCCUCGCAGCCCCAAUAUUGCUCUACUCCAACAGCAAGCAUGCCCUUUUACGUCCAGCGCCUCUUCGCGUAAGGACUCAGUGGCCUCACUUGCCAGCAUGAUGACAAUCCUUCAUGCCACGUCUUGUCUCAAGAUGAAGGGCCAGAUUUUACAGAUUAGCACCUCUCGUGCGCUCUUUCUGGGCUUACCCAGCCUGCGCUCGCUUGAAGAUCUUCAAGAGCGUGGUGUCAGCAUCUCCGACUUUCCAGCCAGCUCGGGGGCCCGUGACUUUCUGCUGGCCAACAAUCAUCUUCUUGCUACAAUCAACCUGGUGUCCCAGCUCGAAGAAACGACCGCCUUCCUCGAUCGCGCCCUGGCGGACGUGCGCAUCGAAAAGGACAAGAGUGAAGCGCUCCUUCACACCAUGCUACCCGAGUCCAUCGCCUCUCGCCUAGCUGAGGGCAGCAGUGUUGAGCCGAAAGAAUACGACACUUGCGCCAUGCUCUUCAGUGACAUUUGCUCGUUCACUAGUAUGAGCGCCCAAGUGUCUCCCAAGGCGAUUAUGGAGAUGCUUGACGAACUUUUCCUCGGUUUUGAUCGCCUCUGUGACAAGCAUGGCGUUUAUAAAUAUGAGACUAUUGGAGAUUGUUUUAUCGUGGCCACUGGUUUACCCGAGCCCGAUGAACUUUAUGCAGCCCGCAUUGCUGCUUUUGCCAUUGAUCUCGUCAAAUUCAGCAGCACGGUCAUGUCUCCUGCCGAUGGAAAACCUUUAUCCGUUCGCUGUGGUUUCAACUGCGGCCCUGUCGUCACAGGUAUUGUUGGCAAGGAACGACCAAAGUUCAACAUCCUUGGCGAUUGCGUCAAUACAGCCUCGCGCAUGGAGAGUACAGGCGUACCCAACUGUAUCCAGCUGACCGAGCACAUGCGCGACAUGAUUGUAGCCCAGAACCCGGCUUUCCGAUUUGUGGCUCGCAAGGGUGGCGUCAAGGCCAAGGGCAAAGGACACAUGCAAACCUAUUUCCUCGUUGGGUACGAGCAGGUGGACGCCGAGCUCCUUCCACCUCCCAUGUUUAUUGAGCAAAACCUGCUGGACUCGGCAUAUACCUCCGUGGGCAGUCAAGAGGAGAGUAUGCCCAGUGUGCAGCCCUCGCCGUUUACACAAUCAUCUCUCAUCCGCCGCCGGAUGACAUCAAUUGUGUAA
Monosiga brevicollis MX1 is the source of this 1923-nucleotide messenger RNA. RefSeq lists its product as uncharacterized. The record is from RefSeq and is a predicted model, not a curated record. The coding region runs from base 1 to 1923 and encodes 640 amino acids. Gene Ontology annotation, molecular function: guanylate cyclase activity; heme binding. The transcript is spliced from 7 exons. Gene Ontology annotation, biological process: response to oxygen levels; cGMP biosynthetic process. NCBI's taxonomy places the organism in Eukaryota, Choanoflagellata, Craspedida, Salpingoecidae. Gene Ontology annotation, cellular component: guanylate cyclase complex, soluble.